This is a messenger RNA of Colletotrichum fioriniae, 1107 nucleotides long. The record is from RefSeq and is a predicted model, not a curated record. NCBI's taxonomy places the organism in Eukaryota, Fungi, Ascomycota, Sordariomycetes, Glomerellales, Glomerellaceae.
AUGGCCUGGCCGGGGAUUGAUCGCGUGAUCAUGCCCAACGGGCGAAUCAUCACCGAGGACGAUGACGACGAACUCUUUGGCUUCGACUUCAACUCUCACGUCCCUAGGGGUGUCAGCGUCAACCAGGUUGCGUACAGCCGAUACGGCCGUCUUGGGAAAGCUGCUGCGAGCGGAUCUCGGGGACCUUCAGCCCCCAUCCGCUUGCGGCCUACUUGGGUCGAAGACCUGGACGAAGAUGAGGAUGAAGACGAGGACUACGAUGAUUUGCCGCCCCUAGUGGACGGUACGCCGCACAGGGAGUCCAAGCAUCUCUUCAUCGGCGCUUCUUGGCCCUCGAAUGCCUUUACGAUCAAGUCUGCCGACCCCGAGGCUCCGAAACAGGCCGCCCCGAGCGUUCUCAAGCCGACGGCAUCCCACCCUCUUUGCGAGAGAAUGCAGUUCUCCGGCACCCUGUUCCCCACAAAGUUCGGCCAGCGUAAGAAGAAGACGCCCCUGUCGCCCGAGGAGCUCUUCCCGCCCGGUCGCUGCAUGAAGCUCACGCCUCCGGUCCUCCACUUCAUCAACCGCUACGACACCUCCGAGGCCAUCAUCUACACCGACGGCGCCUGCUUCGGUAACGGCAACGCCGCGGCGCGCGGAGGCUCCGCCUUCAUCUUCAAGCCGGUGUACGCAAACGACCAGAGCGGCCGCGUGGCCUUCAAGCUCGAGGACCAAGGGUCCGAUGGCAAGACGUACCGCCACACGAGCAACCGCGCCGAGCUGCGCGCGGCCGUCGCGGCGCUCCGGUACAGGGCCUGGGCCGGCGAAGGGUUCCGCAGCAUCGUCAUCGCCACGGGUUCGACGUACGUCGUCAACGGCGCCACGGACUGGGCGCGCGCGUGGGUCAAGAAGGGCUGGCGGCUGAGCACCAGCGAGAACGUCAAGAACAGGGACCUGUGGGAGGCUCUCUUGCUCAACGUCGAGAGGCUCUACGACCGCGGCGUCAGUGUCCGCUUCUGGUGGAUCCCGCGCAAGUUCAUCCACGAAGCUGACAGGGCCGCCAAGGGCGCGGCGUACAUCCUCGCGCCAAAGAUCGGGUUUAGCGACUUGGUUGGGGUUUGUGUUUGA